CAUCAUAUGAGACAAACCAGGAAGCAAGUUUGUUACCGUUGAGUUCUCACUGAGAAGAGACGCACUGACAGACGGAUGACACAAAAUGGCUUCCAGAUCAGAGGAGGAUCACUGCUGUCCGGUGUGCCACGAUGUCUUUAGAGACCCUGUUGUUCUGUCAUGUAGCCACAGCUUCUGUCAAGACUGUCUGAAGACCUGGUGGAGAGAGAAACCAACACGCGAGUGUCCAGUUUGUAAGAGACGAUCUUCAACGGCAAACCCACCAGUUAGUCUGGUGUUAAAGAACCUGUGUGAGGCCUUCUUACAGGAGAGAGACCAGAGAUCUUCAGAGGCUCUCUGCAGUCUGCACUCUGAGAAACUCAAGCUCUUCUGUCUGAGCCACCAGCAGCUGGUGUGUCUCGUCUGCAGAGACUCAGAAAAGCACGCCAACCACAGAUUCAGCCCAAUCGACGAAGCUGCGCGACAGCACAAGAAGAAACUUCAGGACGCCCUGAAGCCGUUGAAGAAGAAGUUAGAGGCUUUUGAACGAGUUCAAGUGAAGUUUAAUUGCACAGCGGAGCACAUUAGGGUCCAGGCCCGACACACAGAGAGGCAGAUUAAGGAGCAGUUUAAGAAGCUUCGCCAGUUUCUACAAGAGGAAGAGGAUGCCAGGAUGGCUGCACUGUGGGAGGAAGAGGAGCAGAAGAGUCAGGUGAUGAUGGAGAAGAUGGAGGCUCUGAGCAGAGAGAUAGCAGCUCUUUCACACACGGUCAGAGUCACAGAGGAGAAGCUGAGAGCUGAGGAGGUCUCAUUCCUGCAGGACUACAAGGCUGCAGUGGAACGAGUCCAGCAGCGCCCCCUGCUGGAGGAUCCACGGCUGGGCUCAAGAGCGCUGAUACACGAGGCCAAACACCUGGGCAACCUGGCCUUUAACAUCUGGAACAAGAUGAAGGAUUUGGUCUCCUACUCUCCUGUGAUUCUGGACCCAAACACUGCAAAUGUAGAACUCAUUCUGUCUGAAGAUCUGAGCAGCGCGGGAGGAGGUGAGGAGCAGAAGCUCCCCGAUAACCCCGAGAGGUUCGAUGAUUAUUACAUCGUCCAAGGCUACAAGGGCUUUAACUCGGGGACUCACUGCUGGGAUGUCGAGGUUGGAGACAAUACAUUCUGGUCACUGGGUGUGUUAGCGGAGUCUUUCCAGGGGAAGGCAGCCGUACAGUCUGGAUUAUGGGAAAUGCGGUUCCAUAAAGGUGAAUACUCAGCGCGGUCGCUACCGGCAACAGCCACUGAUCUCAGAGUGCAGAAGAAGCUCCAGAGGAUCAGAGUGAAGCUGGACCUGAACAGAGGAAAGCUGUCGUUCUCUGAUCCCGACACUACCACACAGCUACACACCUUCAAACACACUUUCACUGAGAGGCUGUUUCCAUACAUUAGCACUGUGGAUACAGUCCCACUGAAGAUAUUACCACUGGAGGUCUGUGUGACCAAACAACAACAGGUCUGACGUUUUGAAGGCGAUGAUGAUAAUAAUAGUAUUCUUCUUAAAAGUUCAAAUGUGUCCAUUUAUUUAUGCAGAUGUAUACAUGUGUGAGCAAAUUUCUGGAAUGAAUGAUAAAAUAUGUUCAAACUAUGGCUGUCAAUCGAUUAAAAUAUUUAAUUGCAAUUAAUCGCAUGAUUGUCCUUGAUUAACCACGAUUUAUCGCAAAUUAAUCACACAUUCGUUUCUAUUUUUUUCUGUGCAAAAU
This is a messenger RNA of Sebastes umbrosus (honeycomb rockfish), 1721 nucleotides long. Its product is annotated as nuclear factor 7, brain-like. The coding region runs from base 86 to 1480 and encodes 464 amino acids. Lineage: Eukaryota; Metazoa; Chordata; Actinopteri; Perciformes; Sebastidae. The record is from RefSeq and is a predicted model, not a curated record. The transcript is spliced from 2 exons. Gene Ontology annotation, molecular function: protein binding; zinc ion binding.